AUGCUCACAUACAAAAAUCUGUCGAGAACAGAUAUUGGAUGUUCUAAUCUAGAGACUACACUGACAUCAUCCGGCUUUAAAAGCCCAAAACCAAUAUGCAACUCAAAUGAAAGCAAACUAAUGGAAAUUUUACCGUAUAAGAGUGUUGCCAUUGGUGCAGAGAAUGUCAAAUAUGAAAAUUUUGGUAAUAGGAGAGUUGAAUAUAAUGACACAGUCAACAAUAUCAUGUGA
Messenger RNA from Funneliformis mosseae, 231 nucleotides. The record is from the annotation of a GenBank genome assembly. NCBI's taxonomy places the organism in Eukaryota, Fungi, Glomeromycota, Glomeromycetes, Glomerales, Glomeraceae.